AUGGACCGAAGUUGGAUAAAAUCUAAACGAACAACCGAAGAAUAUGAGAGAGGAGUGGAACAAUUUAUUGAGUUUGCUACGAGGAAUGUAGCAAAUAAUAAUGGAAGAUUUUAUUGUCCAUGUGUGAAUUGCUUGAACGAGCGGAGACUACCCACUGCAGUAAUACGAGAGCAUGUUUUGUGUGAUGGGUUCCUAAGGAGCUACACCAAGUGGACAUGGCAUGGUGAAUUAGUAGAAGUGCCAAUAGCACAUGUGUCUCAAACUGAAGCAGAAGAAGUGGAUUUGGUUAUGGAAGAUGGUUUGGAGCAAAUGAUUCGUGAUGUUGGAGAUGAUGUCAUUGCACGAUCACAUAUGUAUCAAACUUUGUGUAGUGAUGCAAAAAUGCCUUUGUAUUCAGGGUGCAUUAAGUACACUAAAUUGUCGGCAAUAUUAAAACUAUUUAAUGUGAAGGCAAGAAAUGGGUGGAGUGAUAAGAGUUUCACCGAAUUGCUUGAGAAGGAAUAUGAAAAGUUACAUCACUGUCCACAUUGUGGGUUAUCAAGAUACAAGCAAAAAGAUGGUGACUUCGAAGAUGAUGUGAGGAAGGGUGUUCCAGCAAAGGUGUUGUGGUAUCUUCCCAUAAUUCCAAGGUUUAAAAGAUUAUUUGCUAAUGUCAAAGAUGCAAAACUCAUUAGAUGGCAUGUAGAUGAACGUAAAAGAGAUGGUCAAAUAAGACAUCCAGCUGAUUGUAGUCAAUGGCAGACAAUAGAUUCAAUGUUUCCAUAUUUUGGAAAUGAUCCAAGAAACCUUAGACUUGGACUUGCUACAGAUGGAAUGAACCCGUACGGUAACUUGAGUAGUAGACAUAGCUCAUGGCCUGUCAUGUUAGUGAUCUACAACUUACCGCCUUGGUUGUGCAUGAAACGUAAAUACGUCAUGUUAUCUUUAAUGGUUUCUGGUCCACGACAACCAGGAAACGACAUUGAUGUUUAUUUAAGCCCGCUAGUUGAAGAUUUGAAAAUGUUGUGGGAGGAAGGCGUUGAUGUGUUCGACGGGUACGCAGGCUCCACUUUUAAGUUGCAUGCCAUGUUAUUUUGUACAAUCAAUGACUUUCCAGCAUAUGGUAAUUUGAGUGGGUAUAGCACAAAGGGUCAUAAAGCAUGCCCUAUAUGUGAAGAAGGCACAUGUCACCAUCAACUUAAGCAUGGAAAGAAAACGGUUUACAUUGGACAUCGAAGAUUUCUUAGUGCAAACCAUCCUUUUCGUAAAUUAAAAAAAGCAUUUAAUGGAUGUCAAGAAAAUGAAAUAGCUCCAACGCCUUUAAGUGGAUUAGAAGUAUAUGAACGUGUAAAGGACAUAAAUGUUGUGCUUGGCAAGACAAAAAAGCAAGCCACAACUACAAACAUAUGGAAGAAAAGAUCAAUCUUCUUUGAUCUCCCAUAUUGGAGGAUGCUUGAUGUGAGACAUUGUAUAGAUGUCAUGCAUGUAGAGAAAAAUGUGUGUGAUAGUAUUAUUGGAACACUCCUUAAUAUUCAAGGCAAGACAAAAGAUGGUAUGAAGAGUCGCUUGGACUUGGUUGAAAUGGGAAUAAGAGAACAAUUAGCUCCACAAUCUCAUGGCAAACGAACAUACUUGCCUCCAGCAUGUCACACAUUAUCUAAACAAGAAAAGAGAAGUUUCUGUGAGUUUUUACAUGGUGUGAAAGUUCCGUAUGGUUACUCUUCCAAUGUGAAACGACUUGUAUCUAUGAAGGAUUUAAAAUUACUUGGGUUAAAAUCUCAUGAUUGUCAUGUUUUAAUGCAACAACUCCUACCAGUGGCGAUUCGAGGAAUAUUGCCUAAGAAUAUUAGAUAUGCAUUAACUAGAUUAUGCUUCUUUUUUAAUGCCAUUUGUAGUAAAGUUUUUGAGCCUGCAUGGUUGGACUAUUUGGAGAAUGAGGCUAAAGUUAUAUUAUGUGAGUUGGAAAUGUAUUUCCCUCCAUCAUUUUUUGAUAUCAUGGUUCACUUGAUUGUACAUUUAGUAAGGGAAAUUAGACUUUGUGGACCUGUGUUCUUGCGAUGGAUGUACCCAAUUGAGCGAUACAUGAAGAUAUUGAAAGGGUACGUCAAGAACCAAUAUCGUCCUGAAGCAUCAAUUGUUGAAAGAUAUAUUGCAGAGGAAGCUAUUGAGUUUUGUACAGAAUACAUAUUAGAAAUUGAAGCUAUAGGGGUACCUAAAACUCGCCACCAUGGAAGAAUUGCUGGUAAAGGUACUCGAAGUGCAAAAGUGGUGACAUUGGCACGACAUGAAGUUAUCCAAGCACAUUUUUAUAUCUUGAAUAACACUGACAUUGUCCAACCCUACCUAAGUGCUCACAAAGACAUUGUAAAGAGAGAUAAUCCACGGAUGCCUGAGAAGUGGUUGAUUAAUGAGCAUAACAAGACUUUCUUAAGGUGGUUCAAAGAAAAAGUUCAAAUUGAUAAUACAAGUUGUGAUACAUUGAAAUGGUUAGCAUGUGAGCCAAACUUUGAUGUCAUAUGUUGGAGUGGAUAUGAUAUUAAUAAUUGUUCAUUUUAUACAAAAUCUGAAGAUGAUAAAAGUACUAUGCAAAAUAGUGGAGUUAUGGUUGUGGCUGAAUCAAUGCAUUUUUCUAGCUCAAAGGAUAAACAUCCUAUUAUGGCUUCAAUGUGUUACUUUGGUGUAAUUGAAGAUAUAUGGAUGAUUGAUUAUACAAGUUUUAGAGUUCCUGUUUUUAAAUGUAAAUGGGUUGAUAGUAAUAAUGGUGUUAAAACUGAUGAUUUGGGUUUUACCUUAGUUGAUUUACAUAAGGCCAAAUAUACUGAUGAGCCAUUCAUCAUGGCAUCUCAAGCAAAACAAGUUUUUUAUGUCAAUGAUCCUUCUAACAAAAGAUGGUCAAUUGUGCUCCAAGGAAGAACUACACAUGGUAGUCAUCCAAAUGACGGUUCAACACUUGAUAUUUAUGAGACACCAUCUUUCUCCACAAAUAUACCAACAUUGGAUGUUGAUACCGAAGUUGAUGAUGUCCAUGCCACACGUGAUGACCAUCAUGAAGGGUUAUGGGAGAAUAUUCCAACAUAG
Molecule: messenger RNA, 3057 nt
Organism: Vigna angularis (adzuki bean)
Lineage: Eukaryota; Viridiplantae; Streptophyta; Magnoliopsida; Fabales; Fabaceae
Exons: 2
Coding region: 1-3057 (1018 amino acids)
Source: RefSeq, a predicted model, not a curated record